Molecule: messenger RNA, 1264 nt
Organism: Protobothrops mucrosquamatus (brown spotted pit viper)
Lineage: Eukaryota; Metazoa; Chordata; Lepidosauria; Squamata; Viperidae
Product: adenosine receptor A1
Exons: 3
Coding region: 66-1001 (311 amino acids)
Biological process (GO): G protein-coupled adenosine receptor signaling pathway
Cellular component (GO): synapse; dendrite; membrane
Molecular function (GO): G protein-coupled adenosine receptor activity
Source: RefSeq, a predicted model, not a curated record
GAGGAAGAAAGUGCGCGGGGGGCCAGGCAAUUUAAAGGUCUGCAGCUAGUGAGCAUCACAACACCAUGCAGAACAACGCUGUUUAUAUCAUCAUAGAGGUGCUGAUUGCCCUUAUAUCCAUCCCUGGGAAUAUCCUAGUGAUCUGGGCUGUCAAAGUGAACAAGUCUCUCCGGGAUGCCACCUUCUACUUUAUUGUAUCUCUGGCAGUGGCAGAUGCAGCUGUGGGAACACUUGCAAUUCCUCUGGCCAUCGUCAUCUACAUAGGACCAAAAAUAUGUUUCUACAGCUGCCUGAUAUUGAUAUGUCCUCUCCUCAUCCUCACAGAAAGUUCCAUCUUGGCAUUAUUGGCGAUUGCUGUGGAUCGCUAUCUCCGAGUCAAGAUUCCUAUCCGUUAUAAGAAUGUGAUGACCCCCAAACGUGCAGGGGUUGCUAUUGGAUGCUGUUGGCUGAUCUCCUUCCUUGUGGGCAUGACUCCACUAUUUGGCUGGAACAGACUGAGAGAGAAAAACUACACCUUCAACAACUCUUGCCAAUUUGAGAGAGUCAUCACCAUGGAAUACAUGGUGUAUUUCAAUUUCUUCGGGUGGGUGCUGCCUCCACUGGUCCUUAUGCUCAUCAUCUACAUAGAGGUUUUCAAGAUAAUUCGCAAGCAACUCAACAAAAAGUUUGGCUCCAAUUCAGCAUACCCAGAAAAAUAUUAUGGGAAGGAACUGCAAAUUGCUAAAUCUCUUGCCUUGGUGCUAUUCCUUUUUGCUCUCUGCUGGCUUCCUCUGCACAUUUGCAACUGUAUCAACCUAUUCUCUGUUAAAUCUGAGGCUUUGGGAUACUUCACUUCUAUUGCUAUAUGUAUGACUCAUUGGAACUCAGCCAUGAACCCCAUUGUUUAUGCAUUUAGGAUUAAAAAAUUCAGGACCACAUUCCUGCAAAUCUGGAACCAGUAUUUUUAUUGCAAAAGGGACAAGAAUGCAAAUAAUAUUGGUAAUACCGACAUUGCUAUUUAGGAGUUAUGGACUGCAGUGAUUGGGGCUGCAGCCUUCAAACUGUACAGGAUGAUCUAUAAAUAUGCCUUUCGUUGUUCAAUGUCUCUGAGCAGGCAAAGCGCAGAGGCAACCAAGAGUUAUUAUUUAUUACUUCUACUAGCAAUAUUCAUUGUACCACUUGGUAUUCUGUUCUUAAAUUGACAUAUAUUUAUCUAUUCAAAGGGGAAAUAUACCAACAAAAAGCUGUGACAUAUCUUUCAUUCCAAUAAAGAAGAAAUUAAUCU